CUGAAUUUACUGCACUUACACAAGGUUAGAAUCCAUCGUAAAUCCAUUUUUUCUAACACCAACGAAAUAAAAUAACGGUAAAUAACGACUUCAAGCGGUAACGAAAACGGCGAUAAACUUGGUCGUUUUAGAGUUUCCGCAUACGUCGUUAGAAAUAUCAAAGAGCAGGUGAGAUUUGGUUAACCUCUUUCUCUCUACUUAUCUUCUUCAUCAAAGCUACUCCAUCUCCAUGGCUGAAGUUUUCUCGCUAUAAAUCGACAGAGAGAGACGAUUAUGCUUUAAGAAGCAACCUUUCGAUGAUUCGCCGUCUAUUCUCGUCUCUGACUCACCGAUUCGGCUGGCGGAUUCCGCUUUUCCUCUACGGCGCUACUUGGACGGCGUUUCUGACGAUCACCGUCGCGAUUAUCUCUCUCGCACCGGAGUUCGCGUUCGUGUCGGCGAUUUACCCGUCGUCUUCUUCGGUGGAGUUCUCGCGCCGCUGCGGCUCCGACGCUGCCGUUCUUGUGCCCUUGGAUAUUCCUUCGGAGGUGUUUUGUUUGCCGGCGAAUCUGUUCCGGAGGUCGAAGAUGGACCUCGUUGUGCCGCCGGUUUUUGCAGCCAUAGUGGUCGCUGUCUCCGCCGCUGUGGUACGGACAAUGGGCCUUUGGGAGGAAGAAGAAGCAGCCCUUUAACGUAGGCCCAUUAUAUAAUAUAACAUUGCAUAGACUUAUCCUUCGUGGGAUAUGGGGUAUGUGGAUCCUCUUGAUAUGUAAUCUCUUUAGUUUCAUUUGGAGCAAUAAUUAACAUAAAUAUUCACAGGAUAUUAUUAUAUUUAAAUUUAGCGAA
Brassica oleracea var. oleracea is the source of this 825-nucleotide messenger RNA. RefSeq lists its product as uncharacterized. Bases 297 to 671 code for a protein of 124 amino acids. The record is from RefSeq and is a predicted model, not a curated record. The transcript has a single exon. Lineage: Eukaryota; Viridiplantae; Streptophyta; Magnoliopsida; Brassicales; Brassicaceae.